AUGGCGGGAGCCGGGAGCGGCCUGCUGAACGGCGGCGGCGACGGGCCGGAGGAGAAGCGGCUGCGGGUGGGGGCCGGCCCCCCGGGGAACCGCGUGACGGUGGUGCUGGGGGCGCAGUGGGGGGACGAGGGCAAAGGGAAGGUGGUCGACCUGCUCAGCCUCGACGCCGACCUCGUCUGCCGCUGCCAGGGAGGCAACAAUGCUGGCCACACAGUUGUGGUGGGUUCGGUUGAAUACAACUUCCAUCUCUUGCCGAGCGGGGUUAUCAACCACAGCGCCACGUCGUUCAUUGGAAAUGGUGUCGUCAUUCACCUGCCAGGACUCUUUGAUGAAGCUGAGAAAAAUCUUAAGAGAGGGCCAGGUUUGGAAGGUUGGGAGUCUCGGACAGUGAUUUCAGAUCGCGCCCACCUUGUGUUCAAUUUCCACCAGGCUGUGGAUGGGAUCCAGGAACAGCAGAGACAGCUGCAAGGUGGCAAAAACCUUGGCACAACCAAGAAGGGGAUCGGCCCUGCGUACGCCUCCAAAGCUUCACGGACUGGCCUGCGUAUCUGUGAUCUGCUGGCAGACUUUGAUGAGUUCUCCAAGAAGUUCAAGGUCUUGGCUCAGCACUACAAAGCGACAUACCCAGCUCUCACCAUAGACACGGAUGGUGAGCUGCAGCAACUGAAGGAAUAUGCGGAGAAGAUCCGUCCGUUAGUGAAGGAUGGUGUUUAUUUCAUGUACCAAGCCCUACAUGGUCCGGCCAAGAAGAUCCUUGUGGAGGGAGCAAACGCGGCAUUGUUAGACAUAGAUUUUGGUACCUACCCCUUUGUGACCUCCUCCAAUUGCACAGUGGGGGGCGUCUGCACUGGCCUCGGCAUCCCUCCGCACUACAUCGGCAAGGUGUACGGCGUGGUGAAAGCCUACACUACCCGGGUCGGCGUCGGGACAUUCCCCACGGAGCAGGAUAAUGAGAUAGGAGAGCUGCUGCAGUCCCGGGGGCGCGAAUUUGGUGUGACCACGGGCCGGAAGCGCCGCUGUGGCUGGUUGGAUCUUGUGCUGGUGAAAUACGCCCAUAUGAUCAAUGGAUUCAGCGCCCUGGCAGUGACCAAGCUCGAUAUCCUGGAUACCUUUGAGGAGAUCAAAAUUGGUGUGGAGUAUCGACUGGACGAGAAACGCAUACCUUAUUUCCCAGCAAACCAGGAGCUCCUCAACAAGGUGACUGUGGAGUACAAGACACUCCCUGGCUGGCAGUGCAGCACCGAGGAAGCACGCAGCUUCGGCGAGUUGCCCCCUCAAGCCCAGGGCUACAUCCGAUUCAUCGAGGAUUAUCUCGGGGUGCCAGUGAAGUGGGUGGGAGUGGGAAAAUCCCGCACAUCCAUCAUCAAGCUUUUCUGAGCCUGGAGCCGUAUCCUGGUCCCGGAAGAAGACGGUGGGCCCUCCUG
Euleptes europaea (tarantolino) is the source of this 1424-nucleotide messenger RNA. RefSeq names its product adenylosuccinate synthetase isozyme 2-like. Gene Ontology annotation, molecular function: adenylosuccinate synthase activity; GTP binding. The record is from RefSeq and is a predicted model, not a curated record. Gene Ontology annotation, biological process: IMP metabolic process; 'de novo' AMP biosynthetic process. The transcript has 13 exons. Gene Ontology annotation, cellular component: cytoplasm. Lineage: Eukaryota; Metazoa; Chordata; Lepidosauria; Squamata; Sphaerodactylidae. Bases 1 to 1377 code for a protein of 458 amino acids.